Messenger RNA from Rana temporaria (common frog), 1524 nucleotides. It is a transcript of the gene FBXO25, whose product is annotated as F-box protein 25. The coding region runs from base 161 to 1243 and encodes 360 amino acids. Gene Ontology annotation, molecular function: protein binding. Gene Ontology annotation, cellular component: nucleus; cytoplasm; SCF ubiquitin ligase complex. The record is from RefSeq and is a predicted model, not a curated record. Lineage: Eukaryota; Metazoa; Chordata; Amphibia; Anura; Ranidae. The transcript has 11 exons. Gene Ontology annotation, biological process: protein ubiquitination.
UGACCGAGGCGCGUCACUCUUUGCCAAGCAAUGGACGGAAGAAUGGGCGGGGAUAGCGACGCCAUUAGCAUAUUGUGUUAGAGACAGGAAGACUUCCGGCAACAAGAGGUGAGGAGAGGUUAUAUGUGCGGAGAAGAGAGCGGAGUGCAGCAGGACAGUCAUGCCAUUUUUGGGUCAAGACUGGCGUUCUCCAGGCUGGACCUGGAUAAAAACUGAAGAUGGGUGGAAAAGAUGGAAGUUUUGUGGAGAUGAUCCUGAAGAAAACAACAAUAUUAAUCUCCAGCUAUUAAAUCUAGAUGAUCAAGAACCUUACACAGCUGAAAAUUGUGCAUUCUCCACUAACAAAUCAGAAAAGGAGGAAUUUAACAACGUUGCAAAGACACAGUAUUUUUAUCGUGAUAAAUGGAUUUAUGUUCAGAAAGGGAGUACACGAGAAAGACAUGGCUAUUGCACCUUGGGUGAAGCAUUUAAUCGUUUAGACUUUUCAAGUGCAAUUCAGGAUAUCCGAAAAUGUAAUUAUGUUGUCAGACUGCUCCAGCUGAUAGCAAAGUCUCAGCUUACAUCACUGAGUGGUGCCGCACAGAAGAAUUAUUUCAAUAUUUUGGAAAAAAUUGUCCAAAAAGUGGUAGAAGAUCAGUACAAUCCACGUUUAAUACGAGAUCUUCUUCAUGACCUGAGCUCUACGCUGUGCAUGCUGCUGGAAAGAUUUAUAUUGGUUGGAAAUAUCAAUAUCUGGAUUUGUCGCUUGGAGGCUAUCCUCUCCUGGCAGGAGCAACUGAUGAAUCUGCAGAUCAAUCCGAAACUUGGCAAUAGCCUUAAAUUCUGCGAUAUGCCAUUGCACAUGCAAAACAACAUAUUCCAUAGGUUUUCAGAUGCCUGGGACAUCAUCAAUCUUGGCCAACUGGGUCAAACUUUGCAUGUUCUAAGUGAAGACCGUCAUCUCUGGAAAACACUGUGCAAGUAUCACUUUACGGAGAAAAUGUUUCACCAGCACUUGAUCUUGACAGAAAAAGGUGUCGUUGACUGGAAACAGAUGUUCUUCAGACUCCAAAAGUUCUAUCCAAAAAGGGAAGAAUAUGGAGAUACACUGCACUUGUGUCGUCACUGCAGCAUUCUGUUUUGGAAGGACUGUCAGCUAGCUCUUAUAUUUAAGGACUCUGGACAUCCUUGCACGGCUAAUGAUCCCAGUAGAUGUCUUACGCCGGUCUCUCCACAGCACUUUAUAGACCUUUUCCAGUUCUAAAUGGAGUUCAUUGUUCUGUUAGUAAUUUGUGAAUGAAUGAUGUAGGUUAUUUUAAAGGACUUGUACUGGUAGUUUAAAUGUUUAUGGAAAACGUAUCUCUGCUGGACCAUGGUACAGGUGAGAAGACCAAAUAUGUUUUAUCUGAAGCUUAUUAUUAUUAUUGUUUUGUUGUAUUUCCUGUUUCUUUACACUAAAUAGUGUGCGCAUAUAUAUAUAAUACAUGGUUUUGUACUGUAACUAUAUGGUACUACAAACUUAAAGAUUUCCAGAAUAAUAUUGCA